AAACUCACAAAUCUCCAAAUUCUUGAUCAUAAUCACAUCUGAAGAAUGAGUGGAAAAAGCAGUAGCGGCGGUGGAGGAAAGAGCAGUGGCGGUGGAGGAAAGAGCGGCGGCGGUAGUGGAAGUGGCAACGGAGGAAAAAGUGGUGCAGGAGGAGGUAACAUGGUAGCACCAGGGACAAAUGGGGGUGCUUACAUUUCGAGAGGUGGAUUUGAGAGUAACCCUCAAGGGUACUUUAGUAACUUGCAUGGUAGUGGACAAAGCAAGAAGUGAAUUGAGUGUGUGUUAUACUACAAGCAUGCAUGAGUAUCUUCUUUGAUAUAUUCUCUAAUUAAUAAAAUGCAAUGAAGUCCAAAUAAGUAUUGAAUAAAUGAGAUUUUUAUCU
Messenger RNA from Arabidopsis arenosa, 382 nucleotides. Lineage: Eukaryota; Viridiplantae; Streptophyta; Magnoliopsida; Brassicales; Brassicaceae. The record is from the annotation of a GenBank genome assembly.